This is a messenger RNA of Habropoda laboriosa, 1713 nucleotides long. It is a transcript of the gene Sce, whose product is annotated as E3 ubiquitin-protein ligase RING1. The record is from RefSeq and is a predicted model, not a curated record. Lineage: Eukaryota; Metazoa; Arthropoda; Insecta; Hymenoptera; Apidae. Bases 12 to 1169 code for a protein of 385 amino acids. Gene Ontology annotation, molecular function: ubiquitin protein ligase activity; chromatin binding. Gene Ontology annotation, cellular component: PcG protein complex; ubiquitin ligase complex. The transcript has 4 exons.
AUGCGGUCAAGAUGGCUUCCGCGGAGCAGGUUGGCUUGAAUAAAACUUGGGAAUUGUCGCUUUACGAGCUUCAUCGGACACCUCAAGAUGCGAUUACAGACAACACGGAAAUCGCUGUUAGCCCGCGGAGUUUGCACAGUGAGCUUAUGUGCCCGAUCUGUCUGGACAUGUUGAAAAAGACCAUGACCACCAAGGAAUGUCUCCAUCGUUUCUGUUCCGAUUGUAUCAUUACGGCGCUCAGGAGCGGUAAUAAGGAAUGUCCAACAUGUAGGAAAAAACUGGUAUCCAAAAGGUCCCUCAGACCAGAUCCCAAUUUUGAUUUACUCAUCUCCAAGAUAUACCCCAGCCGUGAUGAAUAUGAGGCACACCAGGAGAGAGUACUGGCAAAAUUGAACAAAUCUCAUUCGCAGGCUGCAUUGGUAAACUCUAUUACAGAAGGGAUCAAGUUACAAAGUCAAAAUCGCCCGCAACGCUCUAGGAAAAAUGCCAAUGAGUCAGAAAAUGCCAGCAAUGCUACAUCCUACAAUAAUUCUCAAAAUGCUAGUGCACCAGCCACUCCAAAUGCUGCUAAUGCUGCAAACCAGAGUGACUCCUCUCAGAGCACAACAGGCCCUUUAAACAACAGUAGUGGAGAAUCACUAUUUUCAGGUACCACAUCCAGAAAUUCUACCACACCAUCACCAAACCCAGCAAAUCAAAUUCCCAAGCCACCAAAAAGGCAGAAAAGUCUACAAAACUCAGAGAACGAUUCUUCUAGCGCUGAAGCAGAGACUGGUGGUGGUGAUUCUAUGGUAGAUACAGAAGGAGAAGGUCCUAGUGAACCUUUAAUGCUAAACGAGAUCGAACUCGUUUUUAAACCACAUCCCACGGAGAUGGCCGGCGAUAACUCGUUGAUUAAAGCCCUCAAAGAGAAUAGUAUUCGAUAUAUAAAAACGACUGCUAAUGCGACAGUGGAUCAUCUGAGUAAAUACUUAGCCAUGCGACUAACCUUGGACCUGGACACAGAAUUAUCAGAAUCAGAUAGGUUACUGAACUUUUGUAUCUACAUAGCACCUUCUCCUGGCCAGUUGGUAGUGCUCAGUGGAUCUCAGACGUUGAGACAGGUCAACGAUAAAUUCUGGCGCGUCAAUCGACCCCUGGAGAUGUAUUAUUCGUGGAAGAAGACCUAGGGAAGGCCUCGAAAAUAUCAAUCUGACGGGAGCUAGUCGCGUUCAGCUCCAAACAAACAUACAAAAAAAAAGUAAAACAUUCGUACUGCGUGGAGUACAGAACGAAAGAAAACGCGUAUUGUUAUAUCAGAAAAUAAGAAAAAAGGAACGAGCGAUAUAUUUUACUGUACUUCAAUAGCCUUGGAUUACGUUCAAGGAAGAUGGAAGAUACGGGGAGAAGAAGUUCCUCGUGAACGUCGAUAGUGGUGCAAUUUUUGGGACUGGUGUGCUGCCUCUGAUAGAGGAACGAGUAGAAGAAACGGAUAGGAUUUUUAAUUGAAGCUUUGUACAGCGAUUAAUUCUAAAUGCAAGCAACAAAGAGUCUCCCGGAUACUACAUACUGCCAUUCUCACCAGAUUAUUGCAUUGCAUCGCGAACGGAUCGAUGAGUUUUCACGUUCAUCGAGCCGCGUCUAACAUACUCAUCAGACUAUACCCUUUUUUUCACAGGUGUAAAACUAAUCCGGUGCGCCCAAUUUUAAUAACCGACACAUUCAAGAUACGCC